CAUAAUGGUUUUUCUCUCUGAAAUAGCUUCGUCUUCAUCAACUCAAGAUCAUACAUAUGACGUGUUCUUAAGCUUUAGAGGUUUUGAUACUCGUCUUAGUUUUACCGAUCAUCUCUACAAAGCGCUCGUGAAUGCUAACAUCACUACCUUUUUGGACGAUGAAGAGAUCGAAACCGGAGAUGAUUUGAAACCGGAAUUGGAGAAUGCGAUUACAGCAUCCAGGGCAUCUAUUAUCGUCUUGUCCAAGAAUUACGCUUCUUCGACAUGGUGUCUUGACGAACUGGUAUUAAUCCUUGAGCAACGUAGGAACUACGACCAUAUCGUUAUCCCUGUCUUCUAUCAUGUCGAGCCCACCGAUGUCAGGAAGCAACAAAACAGCUUCGGAAUUGAUAUGGCAAAGCAUAAACAGAAGAUGGAGAUAGAGACGAAUGCAGAGAAAAAGAGUCGGUGGGCUCAAAAAAUGGAGCUGUGGAAUACAGCACUUACAGAAGUUGCUGAUUUAAAAGGAAAAACUGCAAAGGACCGGAAAGAGACGGAGUUGAUUGAAGAAAUUGUAACCGACAUCUAUCGUAAACUAGGUGUACUCUUAAGUAGUCCUCAGCCACUCCUUAUUGGCAUGAACCAUCAUAUUAGCUCCAUUACAUCUUGGUUGAAAGAUAGAUCCUCUCAUACCGUUGACAUCCUCACAAUUUGGGGCAUCGAUGGGAUCGGGAAGUCAACUUUGGCCAAAUAUAUCUUUAGAUUACACGGUCAUGAAUUUGAAAGAAGCAGCUUUGUUGCAAAUAUUAGUAGGAAAUGUGCAGAAAGAAUUGAUGGAUUGCUUGAUUUGCAAAAACAAAUUUGUGGUGACGUUUCAAAAACAAGUUCGAUUCAAGUUCAUGAUGUGUCUGUGUACACCUCUAAGAUUGAGAAGGCACUAGCCCGUAAAAAGGUGUUUGUAGUUCUUGAUGACGUUGAUAGUCUCAAGCAGUUGGAUGCGUUGCUUGGAAACAAAGGUUUUCAUCCGGGAAGCAAAGUCAUAAUAACGACCAAGGACGUGUCAUUGACUGAACGGUGUCAGUUAUUCAACAUGAUGGUUCAGCCCAAGCAUAAAAAGCACUUACUUAGAGGCUUAAAUGAGUAUGAAUCACUGAAUCUUUUUAGUUUUCAUGCAUUCAAGUGCAGCGGUCCGAAAGAAGAAUACAAAGAGGUUUCAGAUACGCUUGUGAAAUAUUGCGAGGGACAUCCAUUAGCUCUUGAAGUUUUGGGCAGUUCUCUAUGUAAUAGAGAUGUAGCUGAAUGGGUGGAUCACUUAGAGAGGCUAAAGGAGGAACCUGAUUCAUGUAUUAAAAACGUCCUGCAACUGAGCUUUGAUUCUUUGCCAUCCACAAAUGACAAGGAAUUGUUUAAGCAUAUCGCUUGUUUUUUUGUUGGGAAAGAUAUGGAAUCAACUGAAACAAUAUUACAGGCAUGUAGGGUCCGCACGGUACUCGGGAUCAAGAAUCUUGUUGAUAGAUGCCUUCUUUUUAUUAGUUGGGAUAACAAGUUGAUGAUGCAUCAAUUGGUUCAAGAGAUGGGAAGAGAUGUAGUACGACAAGAAUCACCUAACAAGCCAUGGAAGCGUAGCCGAAUAUGGUGUCAUGAGGAGUCAUUCAAUGUGUUGGAACAAAACAAGGGUACGGGAAAACUUCAAGGCCUUCUUCUUGACAUGGAGAUGCUUGAUAAAGAGUAUACAUAUGGAUCCGUUGAGUUGAAAACAGAUGCGUUGAGUAAGAUGGAUAAUCUUAUGCUACUACAACUCAAUUAUGUGCAACUCAGUGGAUCUUAUGAGAGUUUUCCCAAAAAAUUAAGAUGGUUGUGUAUGCAUGGGUUCCCUUUAGAGUAUAUACCUCCAGACUUGCAAUUAGAGAAUCUAGUUGCUCUUGACAUGUCUUAUAGCAGUUUCAAAUCGUUGGAUAUGUCUUAUGGUAACUCACAACGAUCUGGGAAGAUUCAAAAGUUAAGUGGCUCGAGCUCAAAAGACAAACGCUUGCUUAGAUCAUUGAAGAACCUUAACUUAAGUUCCUGUAAACAGCUACAUAGUCUUGGUGGCUUUAUUGAACUUCCUGCACUUGAGAGGUUGAUACUUUCAAAUUGCACAAGCUUGGUUGAGGUUUGUGAAUCAAUUGAGCAGUGUGAUGGACUUGAGCUCAUCGAUCUGAGUUAUUGCAACGACGUUGGAAGGCUUUCAAGAAUGAUAAGAAAGUUAAGAAAGGUGAAAAUACUAAAAGUAGAUGGUUGUAAUCUUGGUGAGUUUCCAAUCGAGAUGAGGGAUGAUGCGGAAGUACCAGAAAUGCUCAAAGGUAACAACAUUGGCAUAAACUCGCAAACCUUUUCCUCUGUCAUUGUGGAAGCUAUACCGAGAGCUUUGAGGACCUUUGUGCUUUCUUUACCAAGCUCGUUAGUAUGUUUAUCGCUUAAAAAUAAUGGGUUGUCCGAUGAAUCCUUUCCAAAGGACUUGAGUAGCCUAUCUAUGUUGAAGGAGUUAAAUUUAGACGGUAAUUCUAUCAUUUCCUUGCCUAAUUGUGUGAGAAGCCUCCCGAGACUUGAGAUACUUAGUAUUAAUGAUUGUGAUAAACUGAAGACAUUGGAACAUCCUCCGCGUACACUAAAAGAACUGAUAUUUGGUUUUAGUGACGAUAACAAGGAAGGGAAAGUUGUAUUUGAUCGAGAAAUGUCCCCGAUCAUGUUCAGUGUGGGGGAAGGUUGGGGGUCUUUUAUCGAAGGCAUGUUCAAAGUGGAAGAUAUGGAAGAUGUUGAGGAAAAGGUAUUACGUAGUUUGGGGUGGAGUCGUUUAGACUUCAUUCAGCUGACAAAAUCUAAAGUCCAGAUGCAAUAUGAAUUUGGGAUAUUCAGCACGUAUUAUGAUGGGAAUGAGAUUCCGAAUUGGAUUAGUGAUAGAAGAGAAGGGUCGUCAAUAUCAUUUACCAUCCCAUCAUCUUCUAACGACCUUAGAGGCUUGAAUUUCUGCUUCGUAAGUAUGCCUCCAGAGAGUCACGGUACCUAUUUAUGGGUAGAUAUCAAGAUUAGUAAUAUAACAAAGAACCGCACUUGGAUAUAUGCUUGUUCUUUGGUCUUUGAGAGUGCCAUAGCGAGCGGAAUAUAUUUAAGCCAUUGGAUGUUUGGGAAGAACGAGAUGGAAGAUGGCGACCAACUUACUAUUUCCAUUAUAAAGAACCAUCCCGUUGGUAGUAUUAUAACGGAGUGUGGGGUGAGUUUUGUGUACAAUGAAGAUGAUGAUGGGAAGAAUAAGAUGGACGACGACGACGAAGAAGAAGUUUUGGGUUAUUACAAGUCAUGGAAUCAUAUCAUUGGCGGUGAUCUCUCUGCUUUUCGAACAACUACGCCCGGAGAAUAUUUCUUAAACAAGUUGUACUUUUUGGGGUACAAUUAUGGAACCGACUACGUAGAUGAGUGUCCUUUGUUUAGAGCUUUUCCACACAGCCAGUGAACACAGUUGGUGGGUGGUGCACCUAAUGUAAAAGGCAUAUUCCCCCAUUUGUUGCGUCAAGAGUCUCGAAGAGAUGUUUUACGGAAAAAUAUUCGUAACAGUUUGAAGUUGCUUUGGAGCUUAAGUAACAUGUCUUGGAUAAGUAGUUUAUCGAAGUAAAUAUUGUUCUGUAGAAAUUCCUGAAAGGCCUUUCCGUGUUAGCAGUUUCUUUUAGUUACUUGUACACAUUCUAACAAUGACAACAAAAUUGAAAUCAUAACGACAA
Cynara cardunculus var. scolymus (artichoke) is the source of this 3734-nucleotide messenger RNA. Its product is annotated as disease resistance-like protein DSC1. Gene Ontology annotation, biological process: defense response; signal transduction. The transcript is spliced from 7 exons. Gene Ontology annotation, molecular function: ADP binding; protein binding. The record is from RefSeq and is a predicted model, not a curated record. Bases 5 to 3469 code for a protein of 1154 amino acids. Lineage: Eukaryota; Viridiplantae; Streptophyta; Magnoliopsida; Asterales; Asteraceae.